AAGCUUUUGGUUUUGUCACGGAUGAAGAAAGAGGAGAAAUCUUCUAACAGAAAGAAAAAAAAGAGGAAAGAGGAGAAAUCAAUCUUCUGCUUUCUUCCAAAGAGGAAAUCAUCCAUCUUCUUCUGAGAUUUUAAAUUCGGUGAUGGAGUUGGAUCCUCGACAGUACGAGCACAUUGCUAAUAAUGACAAUGAUGUCCGCAAUGUUGUCUUAUCAUAUCUUGUACAUAAUUGCUUCAAAGAGACUGCAGAAUCAUUCAUUUCUUGCACUGGGAUGAAGCUUCCUGCUGAUUAUCCUGUUGAGAUGGACAAAAGAAAACCAAUUGUCCAUUUUGCAUUGGAGGGAAAUGCUCUGAAGGCCAUUGAAUUGACAGAACAGCUGGCACCCAACAUACUAGAGGAAAACAAGGACCUGCAUUUUGAUCUACUGAGCCUUCAUUUUGUUCAGCUUGUUUGCUCUAGAAAAUGCACAGAAGCUCUGGAAUUUGCUCAGAUCAAGUUGACACCAUUUGGGAAGGUUCACAAAUUUGUCGAGAAACUGGAGGAUUUCAUGGCUUUGCUAGCUUAUGAGGAGCCAGAAAAAUCACCAAUGUUUCAUCUGCUUAGUUUGGAUUACCGGCAGCAUGUUGCAGAUAAUCUAAAUCGAGCAAUUCUGGCGCAUGCUAACUUGCCUAGCUAUUCUGCAAUGGAAAGGUUGAUACAACAAACCACCGUGGUGAGGCAAUACUUGCAUCAAGAGCUUGGAAAGGAUGGACCUCCAUCAUUUUCUUUGACGUCUUUUCUGAAGAGCUGAAAAGAGCGGGCUGAAAUUUUCUGCAGGCAAACAAUGGGGCAUAGUGCGUUUACAUCAGCUCGUUUGGUGUUAUAAUUUGGUGACGGGUGCAGUAUAAUCUUUGAACUGUGCUCAGUAUUUAAAGAUUUAUCAGAGCAGGUCUCAUGUAUCCAGUCUUUGGCAUUUUGGUGAGAUAUGCCUUUCUCAUUAAGAGGCUAGAAUGAAAAAUGGGGCUGGUAUUGGAGUGAGAAGUUGCCUAUUUAUGGGAUGUUGGUCUUGCUGAUUGAGCGCAUAGAAGGUAUAUGUUUGCAUGCUGUUGGAGGUUGUAAGUGAGCUUUCAGUUUUAUUUCUAGUCGUUGAUUCGCCAUUACUGGUAGAUAUGAAAAGAUGAAAAAUUUUAGGGAUCACAAUCUUUCUUUGUUGGAAAUUAAUUGCAUGUAAUUAUUGUGUGGGAGGAAAAAGUUGUUUGCUUGGCUCUGUUGUAGUAAUGCUUAGUUGAAUUAAA
This is a messenger RNA of Macadamia integrifolia, 1274 nucleotides long. Its product is annotated as glucose-induced degradation protein 8 homolog. Gene Ontology annotation, cellular component: cytoplasm. Gene Ontology annotation, molecular function: protein binding. Gene Ontology annotation, biological process: cell surface receptor signaling pathway; cytoskeleton organization. NCBI's taxonomy places the organism in Eukaryota, Viridiplantae, Streptophyta, Magnoliopsida, Proteales, Proteaceae. The record is from RefSeq and is a predicted model, not a curated record. The transcript is spliced from 7 exons. The coding region runs from base 143 to 790 and encodes 215 amino acids.